Messenger RNA from Sorex araneus (European shrew), 546 nucleotides. It is a transcript of the gene FAM167B, whose product is annotated as family with sequence similarity 167 member B. The coding region runs from base 58 to 525 and encodes 155 amino acids. Lineage: Eukaryota; Metazoa; Chordata; Mammalia; Eulipotyphla; Soricidae. The transcript is spliced from 2 exons. The record is from RefSeq and is a predicted model, not a curated record.
UCUCCUACCAGACUCACUUUUAAUCCUAGAACUGCAGCCUGGCUGUCAUAUACCACCAUGUCCCUGGUGUCACUGAAAUUUCAGGCAGUAGGUGAAGAGGAGGAGGAAGACAAGGAGGCUGAGAGCCUAGACUCCGUGAAGGCACUGACGGCCAAGUUGCGGCUGCAGACACGGCGGCCGUCAUAUCUGGAGUGGACGGCCCGCAUCCAGAGUCAGGCCUGGCGCCAAACACCACUCCAACCUGGGUUAGGUGGGCCUGGGACCAUCUGUGGCUUCGCCUCAAUGGAUUCUGCCCUUGAGUGGCUCCGCCAGGAGCUGCUGGACAUGCAGGCGCAGGACCGGCAGCUGGCAGUGCAGUUGCUGAGACUGCGGGCGCAGCUGCACCGGCAGAAGGUGGACCAAGCCUGUCACCUGAACCAGGAACUGCUGGACGAGGCCGAGAUGGAGCUGGAGCUGGCCCCGCCGCUGCGGCACCUCGGCCUGACGCGCAUGAACAUCAGCGCCCGGCGCUUUACCCUCUGCUGAGGGACCCCUGCCUCUCCUGGG